AUGACGCUCCCUUCUACCAAGGACAAAGGCGCUCUGAUGAAGCUGAUGGAUAACGACUCUGUUUUCAAGGAUAAGAUGGAUUUCGCAACGGCUUUGGCAGGCAAAAUCGGACCAGAAGCGGUCAUGGAGAUCUAUGCGGCGCAGCUGUCACUCCAGCAACUGAGUGAUGGUGGCUAUCCUUCAGAGAUGGAGUCGGUCAUCAGAGACAAGGCCAAAGCCACGUUCAGGCGUUACGCAAAGUUCUUAGGCGCGGUUUCCAGUCUCGGCGAACCUCGUUUGAGCCGCUCGUACGGUCCUGGAGAGUCACCAGCUCACACAUUACCCUCGGAAUCACUAUCCCUGAUAUUCAAUUGGGCGGCCGAGACUCAGUCUUCGAUUGGCCCAAAGGGAUGGACUCCUCGACUUUUGCGCCUUAUCUGUCGUCACUGGAAGAAGGUCGCCGAGGAGACGCCUUCCUUGUGGCGGAAUAUCGACUUCUCUGGGAGCAUGGAGUGGACGCAUCGUUCGAUACAGUGGUCGAAAUCUGUUCCCCUGGAUGUUAGCUUGGUCGGCUAUGGUCUGCCGACUGCGACUUUCGUGGAACGCGCGCAAGUCGCUCUGGUAGAGCUUUCGCGGAUACGCACGCUGAGUGUAGCGAACCCGAAAGAAGAGAAUAUUGCUCUACUGGUGAACCUGUUUGCCUCGCGUCCAGCGCCGUGGUUGAUAGAGCUGGGAUUUACCGCGGGGAACAUGUACACCGCAGGCACAGGCGGCAUGGACGUUUUCCACAGCGGGACCUUUGCAGGCGAAGUCCCGACACGUCUGCGCAAGCUAGUCAUGAGCUAUGCGAAGAUCAAUCCAUCAUUUCCCGCAUUCAGUGCACCGCUUGUUACGCUCGACCUUCAGUUCUGCAACGUGUGGCAGACCGUCGAUCAACUUCUGCACUCCCUCAAUAGUCUACCAAAUCUUGAGCACCUUAUCCUCAGGACGAACAGCGAGGUCCCGCGGAUGCACGCGAGCAAAGUCCACGACUUUAAACCCAAGGGCGUCAAGCUUCGUAACCUGAAAACCCUUUGUCUCCGCAAUGAACUAGCGGUUAUCCUCGCCAUAUUCCCUCACCUCGAUAUCCCCAAUGCAUCCACAGUCUCCAUCGCCAUCGACUGCGAGGGUGCUACUUCCAUCAUGCACCCAAAUGCUCUCUCCGAGAUGAGUACUGUCUUCGGAUCCUACCUCAAUAACGUCUUCGGCGAUAACACUGUGCUGCCUGGCGGGUUCACAACUUUGGCCAUCACUCCUCUCUUAGGCUGGGACGGCGGUUAUGACGCAGUGUUUACAGAGCCUGCCGAAUGUCGGGACGGAUUAACGGAGUUCUCGCUCGGGUUUACUCACGCAGAGUUCGUCGAGAUCAGUCACGAGGCGUUAUUCAUGCGCACUCUCGCGUGGGCGCCCCUGAACAAUCGUAUCACUCGACUUGUAGCCACGGAAGACGUCUACUUCCUAAACAACGACGCGAUAUGGGCGCAGAUUAUUGGCUGCUUGCCCAGCCUGGCGGAAGUGCAUGUUCGAGAAUCUGCACCGGAACUCAUACGGUCGCUCUCGACGUGUGAUCCGGAAGAGGCGCGCUCGCUACGCAAGCUUGUCUUCGAGACAACCGCUUUUGCCGACCCGUUGAUCGACGCGCUUGGGGCUUUCAUCCUUUGUAGACGCGAGAAGGGGCAUCCUUCGAUGAACCUAUCUUUCAUCACUUGCAAAAUCUCCGACGCCGCCCUGGACAAACUCAAGGAGACAAUGGGCGUUGGGGAAGUCUACGUAUUUACCGGGGAUAUGUCUGCGCUCGUUGACGACAGCGAUAACUCGGAUGACGAGUAG
Molecule: messenger RNA, 1848 nt
Organism: Peniophora sp. CBMAI 1063
Lineage: Eukaryota; Fungi; Basidiomycota; Agaricomycetes; Russulales; Peniophoraceae
Source: the annotation of a GenBank genome assembly